Sphenostylis stenocarpa is the source of this 861-nucleotide messenger RNA. The record is from the annotation of a GenBank genome assembly. Lineage: Eukaryota; Viridiplantae; Streptophyta; Magnoliopsida; Fabales; Fabaceae.
AUGAGCGAUCAUCUGGUGCUGUUCGUGGACCGUCUGGUGCGGCCCGUGCCGGUGAUGGAGCCGCUGGCGCAGCACCCGAUCCAACCCACCCCCGAGCCCUCGACCCCCGUCAAUGAGGCCGCGGCGGGCCCCUCCGUCUCCGCUCACGCGACCGACGACGACAGCGACGACGAGGAGGCGCUGCUGCUGAAUUUGGCGGAAUGUCGCAUUUGCCAAGAGGAGGAUAGCGUCAACAAUUUAGAGACCCCUUGCUCCUGCAGCGGUAGUCUCAAGUAUGCUCACAGAAAGUGCGUACAGCAUUGGUGUAAUGAGAAAGGAGAUAUAAUUUGUGAGAUUUGUCACAAGUCGUAUGAACCUGGUUAUACUGCCCCUCCACCUCGUCCUCAACCCGAAGAAACUACCAUUGAUAUAGGAGGAGGCUGGACAAUCUCUGGCAUGCCAUUAGAUUUACGCGACCCCCGACUCUUGGCAAUUGCAGAGGCAGAACGUCAAUUCUUGGAAGCUGAAUAUGAUGGAUAUGCUGCUUCUAAUGCCAGUGGAGCUGCAUUUUGUCGUUCAGUUGCUUUGAUUUUAAUGGCCCUUUUACUUUUGAGGCAUGCUCUUUCUGUCACGGAUGCUGAUGCUGAAGAUGAUCCAUCUACAUUUUUCUCUCUUUUCUUGCUUCGAGCUGCUGGUUUUCUUUUACCUUGCUAUAUCAUGGCCUGGGCAAUCAGUAUUUUGCAACGCCGGCGACAAAGACAAGAGGCUGCAGCACUAGCAGCAACCCAAGUUGCUUUUGUUCUACAAUCUGAGCAACGUAGGGGUCUGCAAUUUGCCAUAGCACCAGUACCAACAAUGAACACACACCAUGACCAAUUGUAA